CUCCAUCUUAAACAAGAAGAAACUUGUCCAGACUGAUUUAUGAAUUUGCCCAAGCUAACCUGACUAGGAGAAUAGAUCUUGUUCCUCUUCUUUGUAUUAUCGUCUUCAUAACUACAAAUCAUGGGGGAUAAAGAUAAAACAAUUGAAUGUCAAGAUUCAGAACCAUCCACAGGGAUGAAUCAUACAACCUCUGUGUAUCAAGAAACACAGGAAGAGACRGUCAUGAACCUUAAAGGUACAGAUGGAAAUGAACCAACAGAAGGAAGCAACCUGUUACACAGCAGUGAAAAAAAGCUACAAGAAAUACCAACUGAAUCAAGUGGUUUGCAGAGGCUGAGACAGAUAUUGGCUUGCCCUCCACAUGGUUUACUGGACAGAAUCAUAACAAACGUUACCAUGGUUGUUCUUCUGUGGGCUGCAGUUUGGUCAGUUACUGGCAAUGAAUGUCUUCCUGGAGGAAAUUUAUUUGGAAUUAUAAUCCUAUUCUAUUCUACCAUCAUUGGAGGUAAACUUUUUGGGCUCAUUAAGUUACCAACACUGCCUCCUCUUCCUCCUCUUCUUGGCAUGCUGCUUGCUGGAUUUCUCCUCAGAAAUAUUCCAGUCAUCAGUGAUAAUGUACAGAUCAAGCACAAGUGGUCCUCCUCUCUGAGAAGCAUAGCCCUGUCUAUUAUACUGGUUCGUGCUGGCCUUGGUCUAGAUUCAAAGGCACUGAAGAAGUUGAAGGGUGUGUGUGUACGACUGUCCAUGGGUCCCUGUCUCGUGGAGGCAUGCACAUCUGCUCUUCUUGCCCACUUCCUAAUGGGUUUACCAUGGCAGUGGGGAUUUAUACUGGGUUUUGUCCUAGGAGCCGUGUCUCCAGCUGUUGUGGUGCCAUCCAUGCUCCUUUUGCAGGCAGGAGGCUAUGGUGUUGAGAAGGGGGUCCCAACCCUACUCAUGGCUGCUGGCAGCUUCGAUGACAUUCUGGCCAUCACCGGCUUCAACACAUGCUUGGGCAUGGCCUUUUCCACAGGCUCCACAGUUUUUAAUGUCCUCAGAGGUGUCUUGGAGGUGGUAAUUGGUGUGGCAACUGGAUCUCUUCUUGGAUUUUUUAAUCAGUAUUUUCCAAGCUGUGACCAGGACAAGCUUGUGUGGAAGAGGGCAUUCCUGGUUUUGGGGUUCUCUGUGYUAGCUGUGUUCAGCAGUGUGCACUUUGGAUUUCCUGGAUCAGGAGGACUGUGCACAUUGGUCAUGGCUUUCCUUGCAGGCAUGGGAUGGAGCAACAAAAAGGCAGAGGUUGAAAAGAUAAUUGCAGUUGCCUGGGACAUUUUUCAGCCACUUCUUUUUGGACUGAUUGGAGCAGAGGUAUCUAUUGUAUCUCUCAGACCAGAAACUGUUGGCCUUUGUGUUGCCACCUUGGGCAUUGCAGUAUUGAUACGAAUUUUGACUACAUUUCUGAUGGUGUGUUUUGCUGGUUUUAACAUAAAGGAAAAGAUAUUUAUUUCUUUUGCAUGGCUUCCGAAGGCCACAGUCCAGGCUGCAAUAGGAUCUGUGGCUUUGGACACAGCAAGAUCACAUGGAGAUAAAGAGUUGGAAGAAUAUGGAAUGGAUGUGUUGACAGUGGCGUUUUUGUCCAUCCUCAUCACAGCCCCAAUUGGAAGUCUGCUUAUUGGUUUGCUUGGUCCCAAGCUUCUCCAGAAAUUUGAACAGCAAAAUCAAGAUGAGGUUCAAGGAGAGACUUCUCAACCAGUUUAGAGACUCUGAAACUUCAUUCCUUCAACAGAUAACAGUUGUCCUGGACAUCAGUGGAAGUUAGGUUCAAGUUCCCCAUUAG
Urocitellus parryii (Arctic ground squirrel) is the source of this 1810-nucleotide messenger RNA. RefSeq names its product solute carrier family 9 member B2 (gene Slc9b2). Gene Ontology annotation, molecular function: antiporter activity. The record is from RefSeq and is a predicted model, not a curated record. Gene Ontology annotation, cellular component: membrane. Gene Ontology annotation, biological process: proton transmembrane transport. Lineage: Eukaryota; Metazoa; Chordata; Mammalia; Rodentia; Sciuridae.